UAUGGCGGCCAUCGGGAAGGUGACAUGCCGCCUCUCCUCGCUCAGCCUCUCUGGCAGCUCGAGAGUCUCUUUCGGGAUCCACAGACGGCUCUCCGGGACGUCGGACAGUGAGCAGACUGUCCCCGAAAAACCAAAGUCUGGCUUCGCUGCUGCCUUCGACUUUCAGUCCGAGCUCCAGCGGGAGGCCGAGGACGGGGCUGACAAGAGCAGCGCGUCUCCCGCCAGCCGGGAAAGCUUCGCCGCGAUGCUCCGCCGAUCCCCGCUGAUCCAGAUGGGUCCGGCCAAGGAUAAGGUGGUGGUCGGAAAGAUUUUCCACGUAGUGCAGGACGACCUCUACAUUGACUUCGGCGGGAAGUUUCACUGUGCGUGUCGGCGACCGGAGGACGGAGAGACGCUGCAUCGGGGGAGCAGAGUCCGUAUUCGGCUCCAGGACCUGGAGCUCACCUCCCGUUUCCUCGGAGCCAGAACUGAUACCACGCUCCUUGAAGCCCAAGCUGUUCUGCUAGGCCCAGUGGACUCUCAGAGCCGAACCUGAUCGAAUGAACACAUUUGAAUGCCAAUAAACUUCAUGCAUCUAUUGUAACCCCAGUGACCAGUCUGUUGUUCAAGUUCUCCUUCAGUCACUCACUCAGGGGACUUCAGACCACAAGAGCAGACAAUCUAACGGUUUAUUUAAAUAAAAAUUACAAUCUUGUACAUGUUUUUUCAGGGUGUGUCAAAACUGUAGCCACUCGUUCAUGUAGAUGCAGGUUGACGGUGAAAUCUCUCCGCCCUCGUGACAGUCGUCAAACACCUGAGGAGAGAGUGUGUAAGAAAGACAGCAGGCUGUU
Molecule: messenger RNA, 830 nt
Organism: Synchiropus splendidus (mandarinfish)
Lineage: Eukaryota; Metazoa; Chordata; Actinopteri; Syngnathiformes; Callionymidae
Gene: mrps28
Product: mitochondrial ribosomal protein S28
Exons: 1
Coding region: 2-535 (177 amino acids)
Cellular component (GO): mitochondrial small ribosomal subunit
Source: RefSeq, a predicted model, not a curated record